AUGGCCAACACGAUAGGACCGCGAACCAGAAAAAGGAGGGUGCUCUUAGAGGUAGUCCACUCCAUAUUGCUAUACGGAGCGGAGAUAUGGGCGGAUAUCCUCAAACAGAAGACCUACCGGCGCAAGAUAGCAGCGGUGCAACGACGAGGUGCGCUCAGAGUCAGCUGUGCCUACCGCACGGUUUCGGAGGCGGCUGUACUGGUAUUGGCGGGAACCACGCCAAUCGACUUGCUGGCAUUCGAAAGGGCGAAGCUCUACGACGCCAAAGUAAGUGGUGACAACUCUCAGGAGGCAAGAACGGCAGCAAAAAAGGAAACGCUACGUGAGUGGCAGGACAGAUGGACGCUGGGGGAGACGGGCAGAUGGACGGAGGGCCUGAUUCCUAACAUCAAUGUCUGGAUCUCUCGAAAACACGGGGAUACGGAUUUUCUUCCUGACCCAGCUACUGACGGGACACGGACAGUUUAA
This is a messenger RNA of Homalodisca vitripennis (glassy-winged sharpshooter), 468 nucleotides long. RefSeq lists its product as uncharacterized. The transcript has a single exon. NCBI's taxonomy places the organism in Eukaryota, Metazoa, Arthropoda, Insecta, Hemiptera, Cicadellidae. The coding region runs from base 1 to 468 and encodes 155 amino acids. The record is from RefSeq and is a predicted model, not a curated record.